AUGCGCCUCUACCAUGAGUCCAAGCCAGAGCCAGAGACUGGGCUUCGGAAGGAAAAUGAGAAUGAAAAUGAGCAUAAAAAUGAGGAUGAGAUAGAAAUUGAACCGCAGGUCCAUAUCGUCGAAGUCUCCCCGCGCGACGGCCUGCAGAACAUCCCCGAGUUCAUCCCCACUGAGAUCAAGGUCGCCCUGAUCCGCCGGCUAGCAGGCACCGGUCUACAGACGAUCGAGAUCGCCUCGGUCGUGUCUCCAAAGGUGGUGCCGCAGUUGGCGGAUUGGAGGGCUGUGCUUGGACAUCGGGUUGUCAGGCGGCUGUCACAGUCCGGGGGCGGCGGGCCAGCCUCUGCUUCUGAGUCAGACUCAGAGUCAGAGUCAGAGUCAAGCCAGCAAAGCGAGUCUAGCUUCGAGUCCGAGACUGAAUUUGAACUGGAACUUGAGCCGCGAGAGGGCUUCUGCCUUCCCAUCCUCCUGCCCAACCUCAAAGGGCUAUCCCUCCUGCUCUCGCACUCACCCCGGCCACCCAUAAGAUCCAUAUGCGUCUUCAUCUCCGCCACCGCGCCCUUCAGCCAUCGCAACAUCAAUUGCUCUGUUGACGACGGGCUUCUUCGAGCCCGCGAGGUGACGGUCGCUGCAAAAAAAGCCGGAAUCCCGCGAGUCCGCGGGUAUAUAUCGUGUAUCUUCACUGACCCAAUCACGCGUGAACCAACGGAUCCGUCUGCUGUGCUGCACUGUACGAGAUUCUUACUUGAGUCUGGGGCUGAUGAAAUUGCGUUGAGUGACACAGAUGGAUCGGGGUCCCCGGGUCUCACUUCCUCGUUACUGAGGUAUCUUCUUGAGAACGGAGUUCCCGUGGACAGGUUGGCGUGCCAUUUCCACGAUACGCGGGGUAGGGGACUGGAGAAUGUGUGGGCGGCGUAUGAAGUUGGGGUCAGGGUCUUUGACGGGAGUGUUGCUGGACUGGGAGGGUGCCCGUUUGCGCCGGGGGCGAGGGGGAAUGUGGAUACGGUGAGUUUGGUGAAGAUGUUUGAGGAGAACGGGGUGAGAACGGGUGUUGAUCUGGGCUUACUUGAUGAGGUUGGCAAGUGGGUAAAGGGGCGUCUGAGGGGAUAUAGAGAGUGUGGUAGGAAUGGCGAUGGAAACGGGACCAAAUUAGGGAUUGGAGCUGGAAAGGAUGAGAGGGAAGAAAGGAGAACGUUGCAGCUGGGCCUUUUCACGGCCACUGGGUAUUGA
Messenger RNA from Aspergillus nidulans FGSC A4, 1227 nucleotides. Its product is annotated as hydroxymethylglutaryl-CoA lyase. Bases 1 to 1227 code for a protein of 408 amino acids. Lineage: Eukaryota; Fungi; Ascomycota; Eurotiomycetes; Eurotiales; Aspergillaceae. The record is from RefSeq and is a predicted model, not a curated record. The transcript is spliced from 2 exons. Gene Ontology annotation, molecular function: catalytic activity; hydroxymethylglutaryl-CoA lyase activity; oxo-acid-lyase activity.